AUGAAUACCGCAGUUAAAACAACCCCAAAGCAAAUGGAAUCAACCUAUGUUAUGAUAAAACCAGAUGGCGUAAAAAGAAGAUUAGUUGGAGAAAUUAUCUCUAGAAUAGAGAGAAAGGGAUACAACAUCUCAUACAUCCAGACAGACUUCGCCACUGAAGAAAUCCUUAGGGAGCACUACAAUGAACUUGUCUCAAAACCAUUCUUCCCAGGUAUAAUUAAGUACAUGACCAGUGGACCUGUAGUUAAGCUAAUUGUAACAGGGCACGAGGUGGUUAAAGGCAUGAGAAAGCUUCUUGGUGCCACAAACCCAAGAGAGGCUGAUCUAGGCACUAUUCGUGGUGACUUGGCCAACUGCGUUGGAAAGAACCUUUGCCAUGCAUCUGACUCUGUGGAGAAUGCCCAGAGAGAAAUAGGCAUAUGGAUAAACCAGGAACUACUUAAAAAUGAGUUCCCUAUGGAUGACUACAACUUAAUAUACGAGAAAUAA
Messenger RNA from Nematocida parisii ERTm1, 489 nucleotides. Its product is annotated as nucleoside diphosphate kinase 1. The coding region runs from base 1 to 489 and encodes 162 amino acids. Lineage: Eukaryota; Fungi; Microsporidia. Gene Ontology annotation, molecular function: nucleoside diphosphate kinase activity. The record is from RefSeq and is a predicted model, not a curated record. Gene Ontology annotation, biological process: UTP biosynthetic process; CTP biosynthetic process; GTP biosynthetic process. The transcript has a single exon.